AUGAAAGUACCGUGGUCCAAGGCGCAAGAGGCGGAGAAAGCAGUCACUUCGUCGGAUUCUUCUGGCAACCAUGAAGAUUCUCCUGCGACUGCUCGUACCGGACCCGACGCUUCUCCUGGGACGGUCGACGAUGAAAAGGGAGCGGGUAAUGAUUCAGAUUUGAUCACAUCCAGUUUACAAAAUCAACCAGAGUCAGAGCCAGCCGCCGCCGCCUUCGCCUCCGCCGCCGAUCCGAAGAAUAUUGUCGAGACAGAAAACCACGAAGAGUUAACUCGCACUACCACCGCGUCCACCGACCCGGGCCGGCCAGGCGAGGACGAUGAAACCAAGUAUGCCACCGGUCUGCCUCUUCACCUGCUUACGGUCGGUCUCGUCUUGUCGACGUUCGUCGUGGCCCUCGACAACACAAUCAUCGCCACCGCCAUACCCAGGAUCACCACCGUCUUCAAUUCGUUGGACGACGUCGGCUGGUACGGCUCAUCUUACCUCCUGACCACGACUUCACUUCAACCAUCUUUCGGCAAGGUUUACACCUACUUCAACGUGAAAUGGACAUAUAUGUUUGCCCUGAUCAUCUUCGAAUUCGGGUCGGUGCUAUGCGGUGCAGCUGUCAAUUCGACCAUGUUGAUCGUCGGUCGCGCAAUUGCCGGGUGUGGUGCCGCAGCCCUGUUCUCGGGAGGUAUGACCAUCAUCGGUUAUUCCGUUCCCUUGCGAAAGAGACCUCUGUAUAUAGGUCUUCUCUCCUCCAUGUUCGGCAUUGCCUCCGUCGUAGGACCACUGCUCGGAGGGGCGUUGACUGAUCGAGUAACCUGGCGAUGGUGCUUCUACAUCAACCUCCCGAUCGGUGGGAUCGCAAUCGCGGCCGUCUUCUUCUUCUUCACCAACCCAGAACGCAGACACAGCAGUCUCACGUUGAAGGAGAAGAUUGCUCAGAUCGAUCUGCUCGGCGCAUUCUUCUUGAUUUGCGCCAUUGUUUGCUUGCUCCUUGCCCUCCAGUGGGGCGGCACGACGUACCCGUGGUCCAAUUCCAAAGUUUGGGGGUGCCUAUUGGGUUUCGGCCUCCUCAUCAGCGUGUUCACCGGAAUCCAAAUCUGGAAGGGCGACCUCGCGACAUUGCCUCCUCGAGUCAUGCUCAGACAACGCACGGUCUUCGUAUGCGCCUUUUUCUCGGCCUUCCUCGCCAUGGGUUUGUACACUCAUGUCUACUAUCUGCCUUUUUACUUCCAGGCGGUGAAGGGAACUUCGGCAGAAGGGUCCGGGAUUAGGACGAUUCCAUACCUGGUCAGCAUUACCCUAUCGUCCAUCGCGGUUGGAGGGAGCAUCACCGCACUCGGCCCAUAUGUGCCAUUCACCUGGUUUGGUUCGGCUGUUUUCGCCGUUGGUUCUGGACUUCUACACACACUCAAGGUCGAUUCCUCCACCGGGACGUGGAUCGGGUACCAAAUCCUCGCGGGGGUCGGAGUGGGAGCUUGCGUGCAAAUCCCUUUUAUCGCCGUUCAGGUUGUUCUCACCAAGAAGGACAUGCCGGUCGGAAAUGCUGUCGCCAUCUUCUUCAACUCCCUGGGCGGUGCAAUUUCCAUAUCCAUUGCCCAGAACAUCUUCUCCAACGGAUUGGUCAAGGAGAUUCCAAAGUAUACCAAGGGUGUCAAUCCCCACACCAUCAUUGGGGCCGGUGCAACCCAUAUCCGCGAAGUCACUCCGGCAUCGCAGCUUGCUGGUGUACUCAAAGCGUACGACAUUGCGGUGACAAAUGCUUAUAUCCUAGCAAUAGCAUGUGCAUGCAUUGCAUUUCUGUUGUCGUUCGGCUUUGAGUGGAAAUCCGUCAAGGGUCAGAAACUCGAAUUCGGAGGCGGAGCAUAG
Messenger RNA from Exophiala oligosperma, 1860 nucleotides. RefSeq lists its product as uncharacterized. NCBI's taxonomy places the organism in Eukaryota, Fungi, Ascomycota, Eurotiomycetes, Chaetothyriales, Herpotrichiellaceae. The record is from RefSeq and is a predicted model, not a curated record. Gene Ontology annotation, biological process: transmembrane transport. Gene Ontology annotation, molecular function: transmembrane transporter activity. The coding region runs from base 1 to 1860 and encodes 619 amino acids. The transcript has 3 exons.